Molecule: messenger RNA, 912 nt
Organism: Orycteropus afer afer
Lineage: Eukaryota; Metazoa; Chordata; Mammalia; Tubulidentata; Orycteropodidae
Product: olfactory receptor 4K15-like
Biological process (GO): G protein-coupled receptor signaling pathway
Cellular component (GO): membrane
Molecular function (GO): olfactory receptor activity; G protein-coupled receptor activity
Source: RefSeq, a predicted model, not a curated record
AUGGACCAAGGAAAUAAUUCAAGAGUUACUGAAUUUGUGUUGCACAGUCUUUCAGGUCCUCAAGAACUACAAAAAUUCUAUUUUGCAUUUUUCACACUUUUCUAUUCAUCCACUGUGUUGGGAAACCUUCUCAUUGUGCUCACAGUCCUUUCCGAAUCUGCCCUCCACACUCCCAUGUACUUCCUGCUCAGCAACCUCUCCUUCAUUGAUGUGUGUCUAUCCAGUUUUGCCACUCCCAAAAUGAUAGCCGACUUCCUCACGGAGCAUAAGAUCAUCUCCUUUGAGGGCUGCAUGUGCCAGAUAUUCUUUCAGCAUGCUUUUGGUGGUGCUGAAAUGAUGCUCCUAGUGGCCAUGGCAUAUGAUCGGUAUGUAGCCAUAUGUCAACCUUUGCAUUAUGUAGCCAUCAUGAGUAUACGUAAGUGCACAGGCCUUGUGGUGGGCUCAUGGCUCAUUGGGAUUCUGCACUCAGUAAGCCAGUUGGUCUUCGUAGUAAGCCUGCCGUUCUGUGGUCCAAAUAAUGUAGAUAACUUUUUCUGUGACCUUCCCUUGGUUAUUAAACUGGCCUGCACUGAUACCUAUGUCCUUGAGAUACUGAUGCUUUCAGACAGUGAUCUAAUGGCUAUGAGCUCCUUUGUGCUCUUGCUCAUCUCUUACACAGUCAUCGUGGUCACCGUGCAACGUCGAUCUUCAUUGGGCAUGGCCAAAGCCCGGGCCACCCUCACUGCCCAUGUCACUGUAGUGACCCUCUUCUAUGGGCCCUGCAUCUUCAUCUAUGCCUUUCCUUUCAACAACUUCUCGGUGGAUAAGGUUCUCUCAAUAUUCUACACUGUUUUCACCCCUCUCUUAAACCCUUUGAUCUACUCAUUAAGAAAUAAGGAGGUAAUAUUGGCUAUGCAGAAACUGAGAAGGUGA